AUGACCACGGACGCGCCGACUAUAGCGGAACUGGUGGAUGCAAAAUCACGGCCGCAAGGCCCAAACAACGAGGAGAAAAUCAAGGCAGAAGAGCUUGUCAUUACUGAUGCAGUUGCUACCUCGGAACUCGCUCAAGUUUUAUUCCAGGACGCCGACAUUGAGACCGAUAUCGUCAUGUUUGAGCUGCAGGCGUCCAAACCCAAGACGCGAGCAGAGAAGGAAGCCAUUCGAAAGCGCAAGUAUCAUCACAGACUGCGAAAUGAACGGGAAUCUCUGCGUCAAUUGGUGAGCGAGCUCUCGGCCCAGUUACAGGAGCUGCGUCUAAGCAGAGGACUUUGUACCAGUCAGGAAGACAUCACGGUGCUUGUCAAUGCGAAGAACUGGAAGGAAGUUGCGCUGCUUCGUCGACAGCUACGGCAGAGAUCGGAGACGGAGCAGAUGCAGCUCUUUACCGCAGCAAAGCUGCAGGCCAUGUAUAUCAAUAAGUUAUGCGCACAACUCCCCGGUAAUUCGUCAAGGAGACUUCAAAUAGAGACCGACACGCGUCCAAUGAACCCUCCUUUCGACUAUACCAAGUAUCGUGCCCUUGUUCAGCGAGUUAAUUCCUGUUACGCUGAUGUCGACAACGUCUUACAAGAGUUUACCGAGCAAUACGGAGUGAUGUCGUCACUGCAUUACCGAGAUAAAGACGGAUCGAUCGAGUAUUUCCAGCAUCUGCAUCAGUUUUCAGUGCCGUACAACUACGAGCAGACACGCCGGAUGAUGUGGAAACUGUCUAAUCUUUUCCACAGACAGCAAGAUAGACAGGUUAUUGAAGGACUCGGCAGUCCAGACGAUACCGUCGUUCUAAGGUUUCGUCUCGUUCGACCUUUGACGAGUGGAGUGAUUGUUUCAGUGCUUCAGCGGUACGUCGUGCGCCGGUAUAACGAGUGUAAUCGCACAGUCAUCGUGUGGAAAACACUAUCAGAGGGAGAAAACGGUUUUGCUGGAUUGCAAGCCGAAGAGACUGGUUGGCUCUGUCUCCAGCCGUCCACAGAAGAAGGCUCGACAUUAGCCAGGAUUUGUGUCCGACAAGCUCCCACGUCUUUCUGCAUUCCGAUGACCUGCGAAUCGAUUAGUUGCGAGUUUGCUCAAGUUCUGCGGAAUUCAGUGGGAGAGGAUAUGCUUGAGAUCUCUACCGCGCUAGACAGAAUGCUGCUCGAUGACACGUUGGAAGGAAUCGAUAUUUAGUUCCUUAAGCAUCACGCAUUUUGAUAUGCUCGAGAUAAUCGUGUGUUUUAGAUUAAUUACUACUAUGGUCCACCGUAAGAAGGUAUGGUACGGCAAGUUGACGUCCACAACAUGGAGACGUUAGGUGCAAGUUGCAGUUGCAACCAGUUCAUGUUUACAUGCAUGUGUCC
Messenger RNA from Phytophthora nicotianae INRA-310, 1400 nucleotides. RefSeq lists its product as hypothetical. The record is from RefSeq and is a predicted model, not a curated record. The transcript has a single exon. The coding region runs from base 1 to 1230 and encodes 409 amino acids. Lineage: Eukaryota; Oomycota; Peronosporomycetes; Peronosporales; Peronosporaceae.